Molecule: messenger RNA, 2116 nt
Organism: Scomber japonicus (chub mackerel)
Lineage: Eukaryota; Metazoa; Chordata; Actinopteri; Scombriformes; Scombridae
Gene: tmco6
Product: transmembrane and coiled-coil domains 6
Exons: 13
Coding region: 49-1545 (498 amino acids)
Molecular function (GO): protein binding
Source: RefSeq, a predicted model, not a curated record
CGUUGUCUUCAUUUAUGUUGAGUUAGUGGAUGAACACAGAAGAAACAAAUGUGGAGGCUAAGCAAAGUUCGCCACAAAGCGGGUCGUCAAGGCGGCAGCUUGGAGGAGACCAGGUUAAAGAGGCGAGAGCACGAAAAAGUACUGCGACAGGCCCGCAGAGACAGACAGCUGGUGAGCAAGAGACUCCUUCUGAAUGAAGAUGAGGAGCAGCAAGAAGCCGCCAUGGACACUGACCCAGGAGAGCAGGAUGUGGUUGGCUUGGUCCACAAACUUAAACAUAGUGGGCCUGAGAAGGAGGUCCACCUGAAAGCCUUGAGUAAAUCUCUCCGAGACCCAUCAGCACAGCUCUCCUUCAUCAAGCAGGAGAAUAGUAUGCAUCUGCUAGUUGGCCUCCUUACUGGCAGUAAUGCUCAGUGGCGUCUGCAUUCUGUGCGGUGUCUUCAUGAGCUGUCCAAUUCUCCUCACCCCAGCGUGACCCCAGCCUGUCUGCCUGCCACUCCCUACCUGCUGACCUAUCUGUCUGGACAAAGUACCAAGUUCACUGAGCUGUGUCUCUACACACUCGGUAACCUAUGGGCAGACAGUGAUGUUGUUAAAGAGAAACUUCUUGCUCAAGGAAUCAUACCUGCUCUGGCCAGCUGUAUAGAGAACCAGAGACAUAAUCUAGCAGUGACGGAAGCUGUGGGGUUCACCCUUUCUCAGCUGCUCCAGACCAAAGAUGCAGCACAGAAAAUAAUCCCGACGGUCCUGGCCUCUAGCUUACCCUCACACUUGAUAUCAGUUCUGACCCCUGGCCCAAAGCUUUCCUUGGGGCCUGCCAUUGAGUGUGCGUGGUGUCUGCACUACCUCAUAUGCAGUGUUGUGGAUAAUAGAGCACUCUUGGCUCAUGGAGCACUCUUACAGUGCAGUUCCCUGUUAGUGUCACUAGGUGCUGCUGUGGCUAAAGGAAACAAAGAAGAAGGACUGGAGUUGCUUGUCUGUCCUCUGCUGAGGUGUGUGGGAAAUCUCCUGUCCUCAUGUCCAAGAGAAGACCUGACCACUCAAGUGAGAGACGUUCGCCUCGUGGUUGCUGUUUGUGCAGUUCUUCAGGCUUUCUUCAAGAGUCAACCAGCGUUGGCCAGAGAGAGCGCCUGGGUCCUCAACAACCUCACAGCUCACUCCAGUGCAUUCUGCUCUGCUCUGCUGACUCUCAACUUGGUCCCUGGACUGAUCCAGCUUCUGCCUUUUUCUCAAGGCAUCAAUACGAUGAUCCUGAGAGUUCUGGCAAAUAUUGCCCAUAAGAAAAAGGAGUUCUGUGUCCAGCUGGGCCAGCUUGGAUUGCUGUCUGCACUCUGUGCCACACUUAAAAUGGCCAACCAAGAGAUGGUGACCCUGAGUCUUGACGUCCUGUUCAUGCUGGUAGUUAGUAGUACACAGAUUGCAGAGGAGUUUGUCAGGCAAGGUGGGCUUUCACUGUUAGAAGCUAUUCAGUACAACAGUGAAGGAGAGAUGAGGCGAAGGGCAACAUACCUCCUGGAGCACCACCUACAGUCCCACUCAUCAUAGUGCUCUGUCUGUUGAAAAACAUCCCAUCUCAUGAUCCUGAACUAAGAUGAACACAUGAAAUUCAAAUACAUGGGAUACAGUGUGUCAAUAAAAACAUUAGUGUCAUCAGGACACACCUGAGAAUAGAAAAGCCUACUACAUCUUUACCUCCAUACAAUCUGUAAAAUGCAGACAGACAGAUUCUGUUUUUAUAUUUAAAGUUGUUUUGAAGUACUUUAAAUAUCCAUCCAUUUCCUGCUGCUUAUCUGGGGACAGGUGGUACUGGUGAUGGUUUUCUGGCGCUCCUGUGCCAUGUUGUAUGUCUGGGGUCUCCUACCAAUUGGUUGUGCCUAAAAAAAAAAACAAGUAUGAUCUAUUUUAAUAUGCACUGACUAUCAGUGUUACUACCAAUGGUGCAGUAAUAUCUGUACAGAUGAAAUAUUUUUUUAAUACUCGAGACUCAAUACUUCUUAUCAUGCACUCAUUCUUAAACUUUGACAUUGUAUCCAUAUUUAUAUCCAGAAUGGAUCUGGUAUGUGUUUUUGUCUGUCUAUCUAUUAUUAUUAAAAGACUGAAGACUUUCUCAUCUGAC